CCACACUCUUCUUCUUCCUCUGAUCCUCUCGGCCUCCACACCCCCGCACACUCCCCGUGACCCCGACCCGUCCGGAUAGACAGGAGCGGAGAGCCCGAGGUACAAUGGCGGCCUCCAACGCUGCAUCCGUCUCCUCGGCCGCGCCCCGCCUGCUCCUGCUCCGCCGCCGCGGAGGAGCCAGCGGCAGCGCGCAGCACCGCAAUGCGCGCUUCCGCGCCGCCGCCGGCGGCGGGUCGUACCUGGACAUGUGGAAGAAGGCGGUGGAACGGGAGCGGCGGUCGGCGGAUCUCGCGCGCAGGCUCCAGGCGCCCCCCGCCGAGGCAGACGCGCCCGCGCCCGCACCGCCCGUGGAGGACGUGCGGCGCCGGACGGCGCGGUUCGAGGAGAUGCUGCGGGUUCCGCGGGAGGAGCGCGACCGCGUGCAGCGCAACCAGGUCAUCGACCGCGCCGCGGCCGCCCUCGCCGCCGCCCGCGCCGUGCUCAAGGAGCCGCCUGCCUUCUCGCCGCCCCCGACGCCGCCGCAGGUGGCGGAGACGGGCAAGGUGGGAUCGGCCGGGGGCGGUGCUGCUAGGGGAUCAGAUCGGAAUUCCCGGUCGGCGGCACGGGCACAGCUGUCGCCCUCGGCGGAAGUGCAAGACUCCGGUGGCUCAUCUCCUCACAACCAGUCAAGUUCCAAGCUUGGUACUCCAGGUCCAGAUUUCUGGUCAUGGUUACCUCCAGUACAAGAUAGCAGUAAACAAAAGGAAAGCAAUACUGGUUUGAAGCCAUCCAAAAAAUUAGAUACCUUUUCCAGUCAGCCUGAUCUGUUGAUGGAAAAGGAACGCUUGGCGGAUUCUUUACCACUCCCUUUCGAGACAGCUUUCUUCAAGAAGGAAGAUCGAUCUCUUCCUCCCUUCCAAUCAUUUGCUGAGCCUGAGAAUGUGGAUUCCUCGGCCGAUCUGGCCGCUGACAAAGAGGACACGUUCGAAGAACAGUUCUCGAAAAAUGCAGCCGAGGUGGCUCGCGCGCUCAGUGAGAGCGUCGGGAAACCAUCACACGGAAUACAUCUAGAUGGCUCAAUGUGGUGGAAGGAAGUAGGUGUAGAACGAAGACCUGAUGGUGUUGUUUGCAAGUGGACCGUGAUCAGGGGAGUUAGUGCUGAUGGCGCUGUUGAAUGGGAAGACAAAUACUGGGAGGCCUCAGACCGGUUCGAUCAUAAAGAGUUAGGCUCGGAGAAGUCUGGGCGUGAUGCUGCGGGCAACGUUUGGCGGGAAUACUGGAAGGAGUCAAUGUGGCAGGAUUACACAUGUGGGGUUAUGCAUAUGGAGAAGAAUGCAGACAAGUGGGGACAGAACGGUAAAGGGGAGCAGUGGCAAGAGCAAUGGUUUGAGCACUAUGACUCGACCGGCAAAACCGAAAAAUGGGCUGAUAAAUGGUGCAGCUUGGAUCCAAACACACCGCUGGAUGUCGGCCAUGCCCAUGUCUGGCAUGAAAGAUGGGGCGAGAAGUACGACGGCCUUGGUGGCAGCGAAAAGUACACCGACAAGUGGGCCGAGCGUUCGGAGGGCGACGGGUGGUCUAAAUGGGGCGACAAGUGGGACGAGCACUUCGACCUGAAUGGGCAUGGCGUCAAGCAGGGGGAGACAUGGUGGGCGGGCAAGCAUGGGGACCGGUGGAACCGCACCUGGGGUGAGCGGCACAACGGGUCUGGGUGGGUGCACAAGUACGGGCGCAGCAGCAGUGGCGAGCACUGGGACACGCACGCCCCGCAGGACACGUGGUACGAGCGGUUCCCACACUUUGGGUUCUACCACUGCUUUGAGAACUCGCCGCAACUCCGGUCCGUGAAGAGGCAGCCGCCGCCACCACGAAAAUGAAGCCUGAAGAGAUCAUGCUGGCAUCAGCAGCAUGUGCUGUUGUGAACUGAAUGUUCAGACUGAUAUGAAUAGAAAGGCCUGUAGAAGUUUUGCCGUAUAUUCUGAAACACCUUUUUUCUUUUAGCCUAGAAAGAUUAUGCUGGUAAGCUUUUGCCCAAAGUCUAAUGCACGCAGUUACUGCGACUUCUUCUGUGAUGUUUUUUUUUUGGUGUCAGUUACCUCCUGAUUUCCCAAACACUCAGACUAGCACUGCUGGGAUUGGGAAUGUAUCUGGCCAGUCAUGAGACUGAGAUUUCCCAAAGUUUGUAUGCCACAGUGCUAUUCUAUGGUCUA
Molecule: messenger RNA, 2189 nt
Organism: Zea mays
Lineage: Eukaryota; Viridiplantae; Streptophyta; Magnoliopsida; Poales; Poaceae
Exons: 4
Coding region: 105-1856 (583 amino acids)
Biological process (GO): regulation of starch metabolic process; starch metabolic process
Cellular component (GO): starch grain; chloroplast stroma
Molecular function (GO): starch binding
Source: RefSeq, a predicted model, not a curated record